AUGAGUAUAGAUAGUGAUUUUCUUCACAACGUCGAAGUCAAAACCGACGAAGUUCACGGAAAUUCGUUGAAUGCAAUUGUGCCGAUUCAGCCAGGAAGACUUAUUGGAGUCAUUGAUAAGGUAGGUGGGAAAUGGGGGAUGCAAGGUGGCUUUUAGAGUGUGUGAGAGACUGAAUUUUAAUUGAGCAUUUUGGGUCAAAUCUUUCUGAAAUUGAAUUAAUCUUGAAUUUGAAUUCUGAUUUUUCCACACCACAGUUCUUAUUUUUCAUUCACAAUAGAAGAUUUCAAACUAUUUUCAAAUAAAAACCUUGAAAUCCUCUGUUCCAAAAUUUUUCCAUCAUCGAAAAUCCCAAACCGCAAUUACAAUACCACCAUGUGUUCGCAGCUUUUUCAAAAUUUCUUGAGAUGUUCUGCGUCUCCUCGAAUCGCAUACUAUUCUUCUCUUUUUUGGGCCUUGAAUUGAACAACAUGAAUUAACAAAUAGAAAUGAACGAACACCUGUUUUCUGCUGGUUAGGUAAGGUAAAGGUACAAAAUUGAUGAUGGAGUACUGUAGUGGGAAGGGAAGGGAAGAGGGAAAAGAGGAUUGGAUAAUUAUAUAGUACUGUUAGGUGGUUGAUUGAAUUAUCUACUGACUUUUGAAUUUUUAAAGAGGAAAAUGAUCUGAGUUAAUUUUACACUAGCCAACUUUAAGCCAUCUCUCGAUUUUCAGUUUAAUUUUUUGUUGAUCUGAAAAUUUUUUUUGAAAAUGAUUUUCUAAAAAUUUGGGUUAUCACGUCUUAUUUUCUACCAUUCUAUUCAUUUUAUUUUCAAAUCUAUUUAAUUUUCCAUUUUUUUUCCGUUCCAAAUCUAUUCUACCGUAUCCCAACUUAUUCCAAUUCCAAUUUUCCUCCAUAUGAUUUGUUUAUCAAUUUUCGAACAAGAUUAACUCUUUCUCCUCUCCUCUCCUAUUCUUCUCGACUACGUUUUCUUCUUCCAUGAUGAUUAUGUGCAGGCUCCAGCUCUAAAUCAAACCACCUGCCUAAUAUUGUGGGAAAAUUGAAUUUCGCGCGGCGAGAGCGAGAGCCGCUUGUUUUCGAUGUUAUUAUUAUUAUUAUUAUUAUAUUCAGAGUUAUGGAAAAGAUUGUGGGGAGAAGAAAAAUGAUAAGAGGGACUGAAAUUGAUUUGUUGAACUUCAUUCAUCAACUUCUUUCAGACAACUUCAAAUGAUCCAAACGCUCUAUUAAUCUUAAAUUUAAUAAAAGAAGCUGAAGAUGGAGAAGAUGCAAAUAUAUGCAUAAGACAACAUGAUUCAAAGGUUCGAGUGAAAAUGAUGACACACUUCUUUUUAUUAUCAUUCAAUUUUCAGACAUUCCUUCAAACUAGUCGACAUAUUAAAGUUGGUGAGAGACUUUUACUUCAAAGAUUAUCCGAAGAAGAGGAAGAGUGUGAUGAAGAAGAAGACGAAAUGAAUCAGGAAAUGAAAUCGAGAAGAAUAAGACAGAGAAGUAUGUCUGGAUCAAGUUGUUCGAUUAAGGAUGAACCUAUUGAAGAGCAGAGGUUAGUGGAUUUUAAUUAUGAAUGGGUCCAAAGCAGAUCCUGAAACCUGAUUUUCGGAAGUCUAUUACAGCUUGAAUUCUGUCUCCCCCACGAUAAAUAAAAACUAUAAAUCUCGAAGUUACACUUUCUCACUUCUCAUUUCCCCCGAUUUUCAACAAAUCUCUUGGAAAAAGUUGAUAAAUUAUAUAAUUUACAACACAAAAACAUACACAAAUAAAUAAAUCCUUUUCACUUUUUGGCGAUGAAAAUCAAAGAUAACCUGAAAAAUCCCGAAAACUAGUUGGUAUUCAACAGCGAAAAAAAAAUAGGAGGAGGAGGAGAAUCUGUGUAGAUGAGGGUCGUUGACAAGAGCAUCCUUCUCAUUUUGCUUCUCACUUUUCCCGGAAAGUUUUCCUCUACUUAUGUAUGUUUUCAAAAUUAUCAAUCUUCCCUUGUACUUUUUAGUCAUGUUUCCAAGAAUUUGCACUUUUAUACUUUAUCACGAGAUUCUAAUUUAAUAUCAUUCCUAUGUUUUUCAGCUCAUCAAAUCAAGACACAAAACCAAUUCGUGAAAUUGGAGAAUUGGCGCCCGGACAAAUUGUGCCAGAAGGUGCUCAAACUCACAAGUGUGGAGUUUGCCCGAAAAGUUUUAGCAGUGCAAGGUGAGUCAAAAGAUGAUUUGUAGAUCAUAGUGACAAAUUUGUUGAAUUGAACUUUGACGAAAAUAGAAUUUGCACUUUUUUGAGCUAGAUUUUCAGCUAGAUGUGUUAUUUUUUUAAGCGUCGCGCGUAGUUCACUUUGCCACGUCAUAGCUCAUGCUCAAGUGAUCAACUAAUCUCAAAAUCUACCAGGAAUUAUAAUUUUCCCAAAAUUGGGUUCCCCUUGAAAUGCUACGUGCAAAAUUAUACAAAAUUUGUAAUUCCAAACAGGACAGAAGAACACUUAUCAAUGUGAAUUUCAAAAAUGUCUGUGUGUGUGUGUGCAUAAUAUUUUCGCUGCUCGUUCGCUAUCAGUAUUUUUUCCUCCCAAAAAUGUCAUCUAUCAUAAUUCUUCCUGUCUUCCGUUCUUCCCCUGUCUGAUAUUGACCAGAAAAAAAAAACAAAUUUUGUGAUGACAAAUUCAUUCCAAAUGAAACGAGAAGUGUACUUGACUUGAAAAUUGGACCUCUUCAUUAUUAUAUUACUCUUUUUUAUAUAAUAAUAAUAACAAUAUUGCCAACAAUACACUAAAAUAUUUCCUACUGUGUUUUUCUUCUCUUCGUGGGCUCUUCUGAGCAUGCGUGAUACUAUGUAAACAAAAAAUAGAUGGAGAAGAAGAAGAAGAUGAUGGAGAAAUUACACCUGUUCGCGCAUCUCAGAAGAGAAAGAGUACUGUAGAUAGAAUAUAGAAUAAGUAGGAGGAGGAUUAGAAGCUUGAAUAAAUAAACAUGCAAAAAGUCGAGUCAAUUAAUGGAACAGCAAAUAAACCAGAAUUAUUGAUUUUUAAAGGGGGAUUUUAACGAGGUAGACAAGAUUCUUCCUAGAUUCUUCCUGGUUUCCUACAUGAAAAAGUAUUCAAAUUUUCGCGCCAAAAUGCAAGCACGCUCCAUUCCAAAUUUUUGCUCAAAAAGUCCGAAUUCAAUUUUUUUUUAAACUUGUAAAUGGGGGAAUCUGAAAAACUGGGAACCUGGCUAGUACUUGAACCUAAGGGUGUAAGGAAUUUGCAGAUUUCAAGGUUCUGAGUGCGCGAAAGGCUGAAAAUUCAUUUUUAAAAUUUUCUGUCAUUUCCUGAACUGAAAUUUUUGUCAAUAAUUUUAAAACAUAGUUUUUUCUAUCUGAAACUUUUCCAACUCAACCCAUUUUUUUCAGCGGUUUGAAACAACACUCGCAUAUUCACUGCUCAUUGAAACCCUUCCGCUGCCACAUUUGCUCCAAAUCCUACACCCAAUUCUCAAAUCUUUGCAGACAUCGAAGAGUUCAUUUGGUUAGUUUUUUCUCUUGUCUUGAAAUCAUUCUCUCUCCCCAAAAAGGUUAUUUUAUCACUCGAGAGUAUUCGCUAAUUGCAUGCGAGUCCUUCAAAAAAAUUUUUCGUCUGUCUCACAAAAUUUUGUGUGAAAACAUGUUAUUGCGUAAGUUAAAUCAAAAGAAGUCGCCGAAAAAAGAGAGAAAAAGAAAGUCACAUGAAAAGAAACGGAAAAACAAUCGUGGCAAAAUGUAUCAAAAGCACAAUGGCCUUACUUUUAAAGAGAUACCUGGCUUUUCUCAUUUUUUUUCGAAACUGGUUUACCUUUUUUGCGGUUUGAGAGGGAGAGAAGAUUUUUUCGAGGAAAGUUGAAAAAAAAAUUGAGAUUGGGAAAAUUAAGAACUGUUGAUCCAAACUUAUAUAUUCCCUGGCUAAUUUUGGAGGAUAUCAAAAUUAGGUCUCGAACACCUGAAAGUUUGGAUAUCCUACAGUAACCCAAAAUUUUUAAAUUCAAGUUUGAAAAUCUGCAAAUUCUACGGUAUUUACGGUAAUCCAAUGAUUUAUAGCGCGAGACAAAACUUCAAAAUUUGACCCCGAAUUUUGAAAACUCAAAAUUCCGCGCUAAAAUUCGUACUUGUCCUUUUAAAAAUUCAUCCAACUUUCCAAAUUCCCAAUUUUUUGCGCGAAAUCAAAUCCGACCAAAAAUGGGCGUGUCCAAUCUUCUUCCUCUUCCCUCCUUCUCAAUCUAAAGUGAUCCCAAAUCCUAUUAUUAAUAUAAAGAAUAACAAUAAAUCUGUUUAUUUACCGUGUGCCACCACCCAAAGCUCCUCCCACUUUUUUCCUUCUCCAGGUGUCAUCAUCUUCAUCAUUUUUGGGAAGGUUGCUCUUUUUUUUUGGAGAAGGAAAGGUCGCAUCCUUAUCUAAUUUUUAGAAUAAAAGAAGCAGCUGAACGGUAGAAUUCUUAUCAUUUUUUGGUUUUAAUUUUGUUCUCGAAGUUUGUUUUUUUCUUUUUUAUUAAUCAUCAAAACUUAGAUUCGAAAUUUCAAAAAAAAAAUUGAGAAACCUGAAGAGGAAGAUAAUCUCGACUAGCUAAUUAUUUGUGGGUGGUCUGAUCAUUAGGCGGCUUUUGCCCUGUCUAAUGAGCAGGUAUUGUGUGUGUUGAAGACAUGUUUUGGUUAUUCAAAAAUUUUAUGAAAAGAGAAGGCUUCACAUCAUUUUGAAUCACUCCCAAUUCCCAUUGCACUUUUCUGAAUUUGCGCAAGCAAAUGUUCUUGUCUCAUUUUUUCUGUUUUUUUUUGUUCCUCAUUAUAAAAUGUCUUUAUUACAGGACGGUUGGCAGUGUUCAAGUUGUCAGCAACAAAUGCCAUCACACGCCGCUCUUAUCAAACAUCGACCAAUUUGCGAAAUGAACACCAUCUACAAGCCGUUCUUCGCUCAACUCACCACCGCUGCUGGAAAUGGCAACACCAAUCCAUUUGGCACGGCAUUCUGGCCACAAUUGAUGCACAUCGCCGCGCAAGUUCCACACUUUCCAUUUGCACUUUUUGCCAAUCAAGAUGCAUUGAAAAUGUUGAAUAAUUCGUGUGGAUCACCGGAUGCAGAAUCAUCGAGGUUCGUUUGUGUUCGAAAAAAAUUAAUUUUCUAAAAAGAACAUCUUUUUUUAUUAAAAAGGCGGAAUAAUUUAUGAUUGUACAAGCUUUUUUUGAAACGUUUUUUGUCGCGUGCCACCCAUUAUGAAAAUGAGACUUUUUUCUAAAAUGAUUCUGAUGUUCAUAAGAGAAAUCAAAAGUUAAGGGAUUUUUUUUCUGAAAAAGUUGUCGUAUUUUUUGAAUAUAUUUUUUUUCAGUGGCCAUGCUAGCGAAUCAUCCCCAAUCGCUACCGCCAACGCAGAAGGCUCCCCUCUCGAUUUAUCGUGCCUUCUGGCUGCUGCUGUCUCCGCUGCACCCAAAGCCCCAUCAACAUCGGAAGUUGAAACAACUUCAAAAUCCGAUGACGCUGAAAGUAUCGGUGAUUCUGGAAACGAUGACGAGGAUGUUGACGAAGAAGAGAAAUCCGAGAAAAAAUCAACACCCCAUUCAAUCAGCUCAAUUCUCGCUCCAACAUCAAACACAUCCUCAUCAAGCGCAGCGAUGACAAAUCCAUUUUUGGCAAUGUUUCAAAGACCAUUCCCAUAUCCAACUUCACUUUUAACAACACCAAAGAUCAACAAUUCAUCAUCGCAUACAACAUCAUCAUCUUCCUCGUCAAAUAAUGGAGGUCUUGUAGCAAAGGACAGAUAUACUUGUAAAUUCUGUCAGAAAGUAUUCCCAAGAUCCGCUAACUUGACACGUCAUUUGAGAACUCAUACUGGAGAACAGCCGUAUAAGUGCCAAUAUUGUGAACGAUCUUUCUCGAUUAGCUCAAAUCUUCAAAGACAUGUUAGAAAUAUUCACAAUAAGGUGAGUAAUCAUAUAGAAUCCACGUGGAAAAAUUUAAAAUCAUAAUUUUAGCCAAACACAACUCUAACUCCACACCGCCGCCAAACCUAUCAACUUCCAACUCAUCAUCAGCUUCAUUUGGCCGGCCUAACUCUCCCAAAACUCUAG
Molecule: messenger RNA, 6042 nt
Organism: Caenorhabditis angaria
Lineage: Eukaryota; Metazoa; Nematoda; Chromadorea; Rhabditida; Rhabditidae
Source: the annotation of a GenBank genome assembly